AUGAUGCUUGGGCGUAGUUUACCAUCGCGAUCUGGUAGUUUCCGGCCGGAGAAUCUAGGUCAAAACGCCUUGGCUUUAAUCGGAAACGUCUUCUUCACGUUUUUUGUAAUCGGUGUUUUAGUCUUCACGAUUAUCGCCGCGACCUAUGAACCUGAGGAUCCAUUGUUUCAUCCUUCAACUAAAAUCACAAACUUCCUCACUUCCACUUCCAAUGCCACAUUUGUAUCCGAUAGCACCGUCGUGAAAACCGGCGAGGACUUCAUGAAGGCCAACGAAACUGCAUUUGGCACAUUUAUCAACGCUUCCGAUGUUAUCAAAGCGGCGAAAUGGGAUGCGGAAGGUGAGACCGAAGAAAAGGAAGCACGCGAUUGUAGUGACGAGAUUGAUAAACCUAUAGAUUGUACAGAUCCAGAAGUUUUUCAUCUCAUGAUGAGUGCUGCUAUCGAUCAGUUCAAGGAUAUACAUUUCUACAGAUUCGGGAAACCCGUUCGUGGAAUGAAUGACAGUUCUUGUCACAUGGCAUGGCGAUUCAGACCUAAAGAAGGGAAAACCGCUUCACUUUACAAAGACUAUCGGAGCUUUGUAAUCUCUAGAUCUGUGAAUUGCAGCCUUAGUGUAGUCUCCAUUGGUGAUUAUCAUUCAGGAGGUAACGCAAGGAAGAGGAAGAAGCAUCAGAAACCCGGAUUUGAGAAAACCCCAAUGGGAGAAGAUGAUAAGAACAGUGGGAUACAAGUGGUUGGAGAAACUGUAAACGACUCCCUCCCUGUUGUUGAAUCAGAGAAAUCAUUCGAUCAAGGUAAGUACUUACUCUACAAUGGUGGUGGAGAAAGAUGCAAGAGCAUGGAUCAUUACCUAUGGAGUUUCAUGUGUGCUUUAGGUGAAGCUCAGUACUUAAACAGAACUUUAGUAAUGGACUUGAGUAUCUGUUUAUCAUCUGUUUACACAAAGUCAGGUCAAGAUGAAGAAGGUAAAGACUUCAGAUUCUACUUUGACUUUGAGCAUUUGAAGGAGUCUGCUAGUGUGUUGGACCAAGGUCAAUUCUGGUCAGACUGGAACAAAUGGCAUCAAAAAGAUGGAUUAAGUAUUUCACUAGUGGAAGAUUUCAGAGUAACUCCCAUGAAAAUGGCUCAUGUGAAGGACACUUUGAUAAUGAGAAAAUUCGGAAGUGUAGAACCUGAUAAUUAUUGGUACAGAGUAUGUGAAGGUGAAGCAGAAUCUGUUAUUCAAAGACCAUGGCACAUGAUAUGGAAAUCAACAAGAUUAAUGAACAUAGUUUCAUCAAUAUCUUCAAAAAUGAAUUGGGAUUUUGAUUCUGUUCAUGUUGUAAGAGGCGAAAAAGCUAAAAACACAGAACAAUGGCCGAAUCUUGCUUCGGAUACUUCACCUGAAGCUCUUUUAUCAUCCCUUCAAGAUAAAGUUGAUGAUGGAAGGAAUCUUUAUAUAGCAACUGAUGAACAAGAUGUUUCCUUUUUUGAGCCUUUGAAAGAUAAGUAUUCUACUCAUUUUCUUGAUGAAUAUAGAGAAUUAUGGGAUGAAAAUAGUGAGUGGUAUAGUGAAAUGAGUAAGCUGAAUAAUGGUGUUCCUGUUGAAUUUGAUGGAUAUAUGAGGGCUUCUGUUGACACUGAGGUGUUUUUGAGGGGUAAAAAGCAAAUUGAGACGUUUAAUGAUCUUACUAGAGACUGUAAGGAUGGGAUUAACACGUGCACUAUAUCAGCUAGCUGA
Lactuca virosa is the source of this 1722-nucleotide messenger RNA. NCBI's taxonomy places the organism in Eukaryota, Viridiplantae, Streptophyta, Magnoliopsida, Asterales, Asteraceae. The record is from the annotation of a GenBank genome assembly.